Molecule: messenger RNA, 105 nt
Organism: Sclerotinia sclerotiorum 1980 UF-70
Lineage: Eukaryota; Fungi; Ascomycota; Leotiomycetes; Helotiales; Sclerotiniaceae
Exons: 1
Coding region: 1-105 (34 amino acids)
Source: RefSeq, a predicted model, not a curated record
AUGGUUAAGGGUUCUACUACUGCUGGAGUUGAAGAUGCUACCCAACUCGAUGGUUUAGGUGUUGUGGAUGCGACGUCGGAAGCUAUGCUUGGGAUGGAUUUUUGA